Molecule: messenger RNA, 721 nt
Organism: Boleophthalmus pectinirostris (great blue-spotted mudskipper)
Lineage: Eukaryota; Metazoa; Chordata; Actinopteri; Gobiiformes; Gobiidae
Gene: lamtor5
Product: late endosomal/lysosomal adaptor, MAPK and MTOR activator 5
Exons: 5
Coding region: 255-530 (91 amino acids)
Biological process (GO): positive regulation of TORC1 signaling; cellular response to amino acid stimulus
Cellular component (GO): Ragulator complex; lysosome; cytoplasm
Molecular function (GO): guanyl-nucleotide exchange factor activity
Source: RefSeq, a predicted model, not a curated record
AGAGGAAUCAAUAUUAAUAUUAAAAGACUAGUUCUGAAUCACAGAAUACAUCAAAUUGGCCUCUAAGCUCCUAGCACUGUAAGUCAAAACCGGAUGUGCGCCACCGUCCGCCAAGAUAAGGACUGCCCGAAUAGUGCACUGAGUAAGAUUCCGUAGAUCACAUGACAGUCAGCUGACUCUAACAGGAAGUAACGAGGAAGUGGUUCAAAACAACACACAUUACACAACAAAACGCUUUUUCUUUCCACUUAGCCAUGGAGUGGACUCUCGAGCAGCACUUGGAUGAUACGAUGAAAAAUCCCUCUGUGGUCGGAGUUCUCUGUACAGACCAACAAGGCCACAAUCUCGGCUGCCGUGGUUCGCUGUCGGAUGAGCACGGGGGAGUAGUGUCAGUUUUAGCCAAACAGGCUUCAGCUUUGACUCGAGAUCCCACGGACACCCCUACAGUGUGCUUGGAGUCUGAGUCCGGAAACAUCCUGAUUAGGAGUCAUGGGACCAUCACAGUGGCAGUACAUAAGAUUGCUUCAUGAAAAAUCUAUUAAAAUGUCAUAAAAAGAUCAGCAAAUGCAGUUGUGUGUGUGUGUGUGGUGUGCUCUGUAAAGUGUAAAUAAUACAGAUUCAUGGUUUAUUCCUUUAUAACACCUGAAAUGUGUUUUAUUUUUUAUGUUGUUUCAAGUGGUUCUUUAUCUGAGUGUGUUGAAUAAAAUCUGAAAUUAGAUUA